This is a messenger RNA of Brassica oleracea var. oleracea, 2229 nucleotides long. Its product is annotated as inactive TPR repeat-containing thioredoxin TTL3-like. The record is from RefSeq and is a predicted model, not a curated record. The coding region runs from base 383 to 2131 and encodes 582 amino acids. The transcript has 4 exons. Gene Ontology annotation, cellular component: cytoplasm. Gene Ontology annotation, molecular function: protein binding. NCBI's taxonomy places the organism in Eukaryota, Viridiplantae, Streptophyta, Magnoliopsida, Brassicales, Brassicaceae.
AAGAGCCAAAAAAAGAGGGGAAAAAAUCAAGAAUUGUCAGAGAGAAAAGAACAGAAGACAAACCCCCACCAUCAAAAUUCUAUUGACAAUUUUACAUUGACUUUUGAAGAGAAACCAAAAUAUCAUUCUUCUUUUUUCUUUUUCUCAAUCUUAACCUAGUUUGAUCAAAAAGUUUGAUGACAAUGCCAUUUUGUGUAAAGUUAUUGAUUCAAGAAGAGAACACGCAACAACAAAAAGCUUCCUCCCUCUCCUCUCUUCUCUUAACAUUGAUGUCCUUCUCUUCUUCAUAAUACCGUAUAUUUCUAUCUUCCUAUAUCAACCCUUUCCAGUGGUUUGAUUGAUUGUUCAUCGACGUAUUUUGUUCUAUCUAGGGGCCUAAAAAAUGGCAGAAAGUCAGGUGAAGAAAAGGUGGCGUUGUGGAUUGUUGGGGCUUGUUGGUAGAUGUGGCUUAAGGUCCAAGAGAUCUACAGCUACAAAUGGUAGCCAUAAAAGCACAAUGAGCAGCAGCAACGCCUCCACAGCAUGCACCCCUAAUAUCCAGUUCACUAAAUCUCCAGGUAUCGAUUUAAACGCCAAAAAGCUUCAAGAACACAAAGUUUCACCUGAGCCGAUCCAGUUACCGGACCAGACACAAAGACCUAUUUCAAACCCCUCACCCAAUAAAAACCCUAAUAACCAACAUUUAGACAAUAACGGGAAUCAACAAGAGAGUAACAAUCUAGAGCCGGUCCAACAACAAGCGAAGAAGGUUCCAAGGGAAGCUAUCGGUUUAUCCGGUGAGCUAGAGAGUAUGAUCAUAGACAACCAGAAAGCCAAAGGGAUUAAUGGCUCUAUGGUUCGAGCAUCUUCAGGAAAUGUGAUGUUGUUUGGCAAUCUUGGGAACUUGAAGCAGCCUGGCACAACAGCGGUUGGGAAUAAAACUAAUGUUCAAAACAACGAAGAAAGACCAACAUCAUUAGUUGCACCAACAUCGGUUUCGGAUAACCAAGAACAGCCAGGAUCAUUGUGUAGGGAGGUAUCCACACGAAUGGAUCCAGAAACGUUAAAGACAAUGGCGAACGAAGAUUACAAGAACGGGAACUAUGUAGAGGCCUUAGCAUUGUAUGAUGCUGCGAUAGCCAUUGAUCCAAAGAAGGCUGCGUAUCGUAGCAACAAAAGCGCAGCAUUAGCAGCAUUGGGGAGGAUCCUUGAAGCAGUGUUUGAAUGUAAAGAAGCAAUCCGAAUGGAGCCUCAUUACCAUAAAGCUCAACAUCGGUUGGCUUACUUGUACCUCAGGUUAGGGGAGGUGGAGAACUCAAUAUAUCAUUUCAAGCAUUCUGGUCCAGAAGCAGACCAAGAAGACGUUUUAAAGGCCAAAACGGUACAAACACUUCUCAACAAAUGCACUGAAGCCAAAAGAUUGCGUGAUUGGAACACUCUUAUCAAAGAAACAGAAAACACCAUAGCUUCAGGAGCCGAUGCAGCUCCUCAUGUAUAUGCAUUGCAAGCAGAGGCUUUUCUAAAGAGCUUAAGACAUCAAGAGGCCGAUGAUGCUUUGUCUAGAUGUCCGGUUUUGGAUGUGGAAAUGAGCACAAAAUAUUACGGACCGAUCAGUUCCGCUGGUUUCUUGGUCGUAUGGGCUCAGGUUCAUAUGUCUUCCGGAAGAUUUGGAGAAGCCGUUGAGGCGAUUCAACGAGCGAACAAGCUUGAUGGGAACAACAGGGAAGUAAGCAUGGUUCUCCGGCGUGCGCAGGCGGUUAUGGCGGCGCGGUCUAAAGGCAACGAUUACUUCAAAGCUGGACGGUUUCAAGAAGCUAGCGCAGCUUAUGGUGAAGGGUUAGACCAUGACUCGAGAAACUCAGUUUUGUUAUGUAACCGAGCAGCAUGUCUGUCCAAAAUGAGCAAGUUCGAUAGAGCGGUCGAGGAUUGCACUGCAGCACUCACCGUCCGUCCUCUGUACACCAAGGCUCGGCUGAGAAGAGCUGACUGUAACGCUAAGCUUGGGAAUUGGGAAUCGGCGAUUAAAGACUACGAGAUACUAAGAAAAGAGACACCGGAAGAUGAGGAAGUGAUCAGAGGAUUGUCGGAGACUAAGGAGCAGCUUGUGAAAUGCCAAGGCCACCGUGAAAUGGAUCAGGAAGUUACUGACUGAGGAGUCUUGUUUUUUUUUUUGGCCGUGAACUUUUAACUUCUAAUCGGUGUAAAUACAAAGAGUUUGAGUACUAGUAACAAUAUAGAACAAAGAUUUUA